AUGCAAAUUUUGUACCAGAUAAGUUCACUGAUAUCGAAUGUCUAUGGGACAUUGAAACUGAGCUUAUCUGUGAAUACGGUUUACCUUACAAAUACACUACGUUUCCUGAUUCCUGAAUGUCAUAUUGAACUUGAAAAUACUGCUAUGGUCGUCGAUAAUAACCCUUCGGAGAGCAUGUUCUGGGAGGAGUUAUCUUUGUUCAAUAAUAAAUUUAUUUCUCCGUCAACGUCAACAUAA
Messenger RNA from Macrosiphum euphorbiae (potato aphid), 237 nucleotides. NCBI's taxonomy places the organism in Eukaryota, Metazoa, Arthropoda, Insecta, Hemiptera, Aphididae. The record is from the annotation of a GenBank genome assembly.